AUGCAACAGUUACAUCUUGCAUUGCCUUUCCAUGUCCACCUCUUCCUCUUCUUCCUUUCCGCCUUUCUCCCACCACUCAUCACCUUGGCGGUGGACAUAGGGCCAAAAUGCAAUAAUGAUUGGCUCUUUCCCUCUCUCGGUGCUCGAAUCUACUCAACCGAGAAGCGAGGAACAAACUUUGGCUACUCAGUGGCCAGUUAUGUGGCCCAGUCCCAGGCGUUUUGUCUGGUAGGUGCACCGAAAGCACGAAAUACGUACGACUUCCUAAGUCCUGAUCCUGCCGACACACUUCGUCAGCAGGAUACCCUCACCUCAAUGUUCGGCAACACCACGGGAUUAAUUUACCGAUUGAAUUUGGAUAUGGAAUACCCCGAUUGCAGUAGAAUGCCAAUUGCGGACAAUAAUGAAGAUAGACGACUGUUUGGGGCGUUGGAACCUGGAAUCUCCUUAUGGAUCGGCGGUUUGGUGGCAGCCGCCAGCAACGGCGGAGACGGACUCCAACUCGGCUGUGACCCGCGUUACCUCUACACCCCCUCCGCUCUCAGCCCCUCUUCCAAAACCUCCAGCACCUCAGCCUCUUUGCCUGGUUUGGAGGUACAAAACCUGGGCACGGGCACCUGCGCCCUCUACACCGGAGUCUCCAUGCAGUACACUCCCAUUGAUGCCUGCGUCAGCGCUGAGGAAGGCGCUUGUCUAUCUGGUUUUAGCGGUGUUCUCGAGUCAGGCGAUGAACCAGGAGAAGCUUACGCAGUUCUUGGAAUGCCCGGCUCCUACCUUACCGAAGGGAACGUCUUCUUCGGGCACUACCAAGGUCAGCGGGUUCUGAAGCAACUGCGGUUGAAGAGUACACCACAGGACCUUAAACACAAGGGCUUCAACCUGGGCUACGCGGUUGGCCUGUACAAGCAUCCGCAAUGGGAAAAUCAAGAGUCAUCUCCCUCACACAGCCGAUUCACCAUUCUUGCCUCAAGUCCCAUGUGGGCGGACAAUGACUAUCGUGGUGUGGUCAUGCUUCUGACCGAGGCCCUCAAUCUAGACUCGAUCCAGUAUAUUAGCGAUAAAUGGGGCCACAUUGGCAGUUUCUUCGGAUAUAGCAUUGCAGCCGCUGAUUUAAACGGUGACGAAAUCCCAGAAAUCAUCGUAGGAUCUCCCUACUUCUCUGAAAAUCAGAGGUUUACAAAGUCGCAGGAAGGUGCUGAAACCUCACCAGACAUGCAGGCGGACCAGCCAAAGCAUUCAGAUGAAGGUGAUGACCCGGAAAGCCGCUAUCGACCGAUAAUUGCCGAUGUGGGUCGCGUGUAUGUCUUCUAUGGCAAAUCACCAGAGGGGAUCAAGGGUGCGGGAUACAUAGAGAGCGAGAGUGAUCCGGGUCAGCGUGGCCGCGGGGAGUAUAUGCAUGAGCCACCGGUGAUCUUAAAGGGACCUCGACGUUCUGGUGGUCGAUUUGGUCAUGUAGUUCUCUCAAUGGGAGAUCUAGACGGUGAUGGCACUGAGGAUUUGGCUAUCUCUUGCCCCUUUUGUCAGGACAUCCGCAAAUCGGUCGAUAGGGGUGCUGUUUAUGUUUAUCUCGGGCGAAAGAAUGCGAAGAUCAAGGAUGAACCAGACCAGGUAAUCCAUCCUGCUGAUCUACCCACAAAAGGUGUUUUUGCCUGUGAAAACGCAAUUGACGAUACAUCACCCCUAAAACGACCGUUUUCGGCUUUCGGCUGGAGCAUGGCGUCAAAGUCAGAUGUCGACGGGAACAUGUCCCCCGAUUUAGUUGUUGGGGACUACGAAAGCGAACAGAUUGUGACGCUCCGAUCUAGGAACCUGGUGUGGCUGGAACAGCCACUAUGGAGGCUUCCAGAGGGACCCACACUUGAUUGGUCAAGUCCACAUAAUGACCCCUGCGAAUCUUCCCGCUGCCAUUACCGCGUUGCUCUCAACCUCAGUCUGCACGCUCGAGAGACCCUCUUCUCCUCUAAACGCUCCGUGUCCCUUCUGUUCCGCUAUCGCAUUGAUUUGGACAGUCGAAUAAAACAGGAGAACGGCAAGCGCCUGGAAUCCGUACAACUUGGCAAAUCCAUCGUAGAAGACACGGCAGAGAUCCAACUUUCUAGCUUGAAAGGAUACUCAGUAGGGUUUCGUCGAUUUCAAUUGUUUGAAAUGACCGUCGGACCACGUUGGCACCAGACAGUACAGCAACUGUGGAAACCAGUGGUCAUUAAUGUGACCAUCGAAAUGCUUUCCGAACACAUGGACUUUGUCGCGACUAAAGGUGCCCAAAUACCCGCCUGGAGUCUUCAUCCUCUAAAAGGGGAUCGUAUUUUUCUCAGCCAACCCAUGUAUUUCUCCAACCCAGACUGCGGCUAUGACGAUAUCUGUGUACCAGACUUGAAUGUCGAGGUAUACGACACCUCAGAGGGCUUCGAAUUCGGUGGAGAGGGUCCGUCAACAAUUCACUACAAAGAGAGGGUCACUGAGCGCAACUUCACAGUGGCGGUAAGGAACCAGGGCGAAAAUGCCUACGACACGAAGGUGCGUGUCCACAUACCCGCUCAUUUUGCCUACACACCGGACAAAAACUACGCCUGCAAGAUCGAAUCUGAACCGAUUGAGAUGGAGGAGGAAGAUGUGGUAGGGAAGAGUGAUGACGACAUCACAGUGGAUGGAGAUGAUGCAGGGAUGGAAGUCAACAAGUCAAGAAUUCCAAUAACCACGGUGGUUUGCAGCCUCACCAACCCUUUCAUCACCACUUAUUCACAAUGGGAAAAGAUCCGCUUCCAGUUGGGCACUUUAGGUGCCUUUCAACCUCCGCCUGGCGGAGCCCGAACCCGGUCUCUUGAAGCACUAAACGGCUCACAGACCAGUGGGAAUGCCAACGAUGCUGGGGUCAUUACCCCCGUUUGGCAGCCUCCCAGGCGGCUGGAAAUUGUUGCUGAAGUGACCAGCGACAAUGAGAAUAUGCGCAAUCGCAAAGUGGUCGCCAAGUUUGCAUACGACCUUAAACUCUUUGCUGAUAUCAAGCUCUCUUCAUCCUCAGUGGGUCACACGGUAUUUGAUCGGCGGAACUUCUCCUCCCAAUUUACCGAGCGUCAGCGCGUGCACCCAGAGAGUAUCGGACCUGAAUUUGAGCAGAUCUUCCUUGUCUCGAACCUGGGACCGUCACCCAUGGAGAAUAUUUGGGUCAACCUAAGUGUACCGCUUCAAACCGAGGCCGGGGACUUUCUGGUCUACCUGCUGGAUCUCAUCCGAACUCAGAACACCGGUGGUGGACCGCCCCUACAAAUUCCCGUCACCCCUGAUGUGGUUAGUGCAGACGGUCAGCUGAGAGGAACCUGUUACACACCCGAAUCAGCUAUUAACCCACUGCGUCUGACCGCCGUUGAUCGAAAACGCAGUGGAGGUUCGAGUACCGGCAUGGGACGCAACUCAGCACGUUCCUUCCUCCAUCGAGGCCGACGCAACACAGAGACGGAUAUCGAGACCGCCUACGAGUCAGCGCCACCGGUGCGCGAGGCACGGUCCGCCGCCAGUGCUGACCUCCUGAGCGAGCGCAUACAGCAGCAGAAAAUCGUCUCCUGUGAUCACCCCCUCGAGAGCCUCGGUUCACCUAUUUGCUUGCAUAUUCCCUGCAAAAUUGACCGGCUUGGUCGGGGCGACGCAGUGCGGAUAGUCUUCCGUGGAUGGGUGUGGGCCGACACUCUCUUCCGGCAUAAGUUCUCAGACGUCGCCAUCGUUAUCACGGCAACUGCCCAGAUUCCUUUGUACGCCUUCGGCAUACCAGUAACGGGCAACUUCACCAUUACCGGCCUGACUGUCUCGCAGAACUUCGUCUUCGAAGGUAUUAAAAUGAUAAUCACUCAAACCAUCCCCAUCCUCCCCGUCAUCGUCGGUGUCGUGUUGGGCAUCCUUCUACUAAUCAUCAUUAUUAUUAUCAUGUGGCGGUGCGGUUUCUUCAAACGCAAACGGCUUACGGACGAGGCAGCGGCGAGUGGUGCGAUGGCUAAGGGGGAAAACGGUCACAAACCGGUUUGA
This is a messenger RNA of Echinococcus granulosus, 4017 nucleotides long. RefSeq names its product Integrin alpha-8. The record is from RefSeq and is a predicted model, not a curated record. The transcript is spliced from 11 exons. Gene Ontology annotation, biological process: cell-matrix adhesion; cell adhesion mediated by integrin; cell-cell adhesion. Lineage: Eukaryota; Metazoa; Platyhelminthes; Cestoda; Cyclophyllidea; Taeniidae. Gene Ontology annotation, molecular function: integrin binding. Bases 1 to 4017 code for a protein of 1338 amino acids. Gene Ontology annotation, cellular component: external side of plasma membrane; integrin complex.